This is a messenger RNA of Callorhinus ursinus (northern fur seal), 2475 nucleotides long. The record is from RefSeq and is a predicted model, not a curated record. Lineage: Eukaryota; Metazoa; Chordata; Mammalia; Carnivora; Otariidae.
AUCUCCAUCUAUGACAGAGCAGAGAAGAGCAGAUGCCAGGCACCGGGAGGCCACCAGCACCAGCCUCUGCCGCUGACAGCAUGCCCUGGUUGCUUCUGCCCCUCACGCUUGUCUUCUCCUUCAGCCCAGGUAAACGCUGCAGCACACUCAGCAAAUAAAGAGAACAUGGAGAAUAAUUUCCAAAGCUGUGACUCCCCAAACAGGAGGAACACAGCUUCACAAGACAGCUCAAACCCACUGACAGUGAAUGGGGUUCUGGGGGAGUCGGUAACUCUUUCCCUGAAGCUUCCUGUACAUCAGGAUAUUCAGUCCAUCACCUGGCUUCACAAUGGAAAAUCUAUCAACUUCAUAUUGCCAAAAGCUGCUCCAGAUUUGCGGAUCUCGGCGACUGAUCCAAAACGGAAAGAUCGACUGCAACUGUUGGAGAACUACUCCUUACAACUCAGCAACCUGGCAACGGGAGACGCAGGACUUUACUGUGCCCAGAUAACCACACAAACCUCUACAGAGUUUUCCUAUUACACUCUGCAGAUCUUCAUUCAGGUCUUUUCUCUGCAUGCAGGACGACUGAGGAACUUACAAAUUACCAAUCACACGUGGCUGUCUGAGAUUGGGACCUGUGAGAUCCACCUGACCUGCUCUGUAGAGAAUUCAAAUGACACCUUCUUAAGGUGGCAGGUUGUAGGAAACACGUCUAUAAAUGAAGCAAACCUCACUAUUUCCUGGGACCCCAGGAAUUCCAGUGAACAGAAGUUCACCUGCAUAGCUGAGAAUACUGUCAGCAAUAUAUCCUUCUCUGUCUCCACCCAGAGUCUCUGCGAAGGUGUUUUGAAUAUGAAAAAUCACCCUGAUACCAAAUGGAUUAUAAUUGUGGUUGUGGUUACUUUGAUAUGUAUAGUCAUCACUGUGGGGUUACUUGUUUGGAGGAAAAAAGAUUGUUUGUGGAGGACAGGCAUCUUUCAUUUCUCUACUCCACAAACCCAGAGUCCUGCAGAGACCAUAAGGAACUUAGAUUAUGUCUCCAUCUCUCCAGGGAACACCGUGUAUGCUUGUGUCACUCAUCCAAACAGGGAAACAAAUAUCCCAACACCUGUGAAAAGCAGUGAUUUCUCCACCAUUUAUUCCACAGUUCAUCAGUACAAAGAGAGUAAACCUAUUUCUUCCAGGACAACUGCCCUUGACAACGUCAUCUAAAUUGCUGAGAGGUCUCAAAAGGAACUCAGGAAUGACACAGCUUCUCCUGGUCUCAUGGGACAGAACACAGCUUGUUUUCUGCCUGGCAACAGAAUUUGAAUAUUUAGGAUUAUCACUUCUAGUUCUUUGGACUAGAACCUGCUCAAGUACGUCAGACAUCUAAGGAACAACAUAAUUUCCAGCGUGUGAUUCAAAUAACAUUUUGUAAUCUGCUCCAGGCCAAAACAUGCUUCCAUGAACAAGCCUGGACAUUGACUUUCUCUUUGGCAGCUGAUGGAGUUGUGCUUGACAGAGAGUUAUAAUUCAGAAGACAGCCACUCCUUUCCUUUUAGAAAGGAGCAGGAUUGUGAUUCACUGGGAGAGAGUACAGUGUAUUUAUUAUGUAUGUUGUCUCUGGAAUUGGCUGGGCCUUGUCCCAAAUCCUCACACAUCACUUCCUAGACAUACCUCCUGGGACAUGUUCUGGAACCUCUUGAGGUCUGGUCUCCUAGACUGAAAAAUGGGGAUCAGCCUGUUACUCAAACCAGGAACCAGAGUUAGCCUUGACUUCAGCUGUUCCAUCACCAGGCCCUUUGGACUCUACCUCCAAAUACAUAUCUUAGACUGACCCACUUCUCUCCAAAACUUUAACCUCCACCUUAUAUUAACCCAUCAUCUUGCCCAACCUGGAAUACGACAGUAAGCUCCAAACAGAUUUCCCCAAUUUUUGUUCUUAUCUCCCUCCAAUCCAUUCUCUACAAGACAGCCAGAGUAAUAUUUUUAAUAUAAACCAGACCCUUCAUUUGUCUGCUUAAAACUGACCCUGCAAGACAUCCCAGGCACUCCAGAAAGAAACUGAGUCUCUGUGGUUCUGGAUGGCCUGGCCCAUCUGCAGCCUCAGCCACCAUGUCUCCCUCCCACCCCCUCUCUGAUUUGGCUUCUCUGAUUCUCUUUCAGCCCCUCCAUCAGAGGAGAGAGUUUACUCACAUCUGCCUCAAGACCCUUCUCUGCUUGCCUGGUUCCUCCCUACUCUACAGGUCCCAGUGCAUAUAUGUCAUUCUCCAAGAAAGACCUUCAGACCACUGUAACUGAAGUGGAUCCCCCUGUUAUUCUGUCACACCUUCCAUGUCAUUUACAUUGUGCCGUUAAAUAUUUAUUUGUAUUUAAUGUCUGUUUCUCCUAUUCUACUGUACACUCUCCAGGAACAGGGACCACGACGAUUUUAUCUCUGUAUCUGGAGCAUCUAGCACAUAGAAAAUGUUCAACAAAUACUUUUUAAUAAAUAAAUGAAUAUGUAGUGGA